Molecule: messenger RNA, 2121 nt
Organism: Oppiella nova
Lineage: Eukaryota; Metazoa; Arthropoda; Arachnida; Sarcoptiformes; Oppiidae
Source: the annotation of a GenBank genome assembly
GAGAGAUUGUCUAAAGACUCGGGCAUUGGUUUGGACAGUGCUUACGAUAAUAUCGUCAAAAAGCUAGUCGUCAAACAAAACGCAAGAGGGGUGAUAGUGUUUGGGUCAGACCAAGAGGUAGCGAUGUUGAUGAAGGCGGUGAAGAGGAAUAACGCCACCGGACUGUUCACGUGGAUUGGGAGCGAUGGUUGGAGCGCCCGGUCGUUAGUGUUUGCCGGAAAUGAGUUGCAGGUGGAGGGCACUCUGUCUGUACAGCCCUCUGCCAGUCCAGUGCCCGGCUUUGACGACUACUUCCUGAGCCUAACACCAAAGACUAAUUGGCGAAACCCGUGGUUUAUCGAGUAUUGGGAGCAUUACUUCAAAUGCAAAUGGCCUGAUAGUACGGUCACUCCGUAUAACCUAAACUACGAGAGUCUUUGCACCGGAGAUGAAAGGAUGAGUUAUGAGAACGGAUACGAACCCGAAGGACAGUUGCAAUUUGUCAGUGACGCUGUCCUCGCCUUUGCCUAUGCUCUCAGAGAUAUGCAUAACAAGCUCUGUCCCAAUGGAUACCGAGGUGUCUGUCCACAGAUGAGAGACAGCGAUGGAAGUGUACUUCUCAACUAUCUUAGAGAAGUCUCAUUCCAAGGCUUGGAUCAUAACAAGAGCUCAAGUCUGGAUAACCAUGAGUUUCACUUUACUGACCCGGAUGGUGACGGUCCGGCCCGGUAUCGCAUAAUACACUACAAACAGUUAUCUGAGGGACAGUUUGAUUGGAUUAAAGUCGGCGAAUAUAAAGACGGAAAUCUUGAGCUCAAUCUGAGUGAAGUUCAGUUUCAUUUAAGUGAUCCCAUAAUCCCGACGUCGGUGUGCAGUCAGCCGUGUGAGAGGGGACAAGUGAAGGCCUACUUGGAGGGCGAGAAGUGUUGCUUUCACUGCCUGAACUGUACCCGAUAUCAAGUGCUCAUAUCCGAAACCCAAUGCAUCGACUGUCCGGACGGAUACCUUCCCGACGCCGACAAAAUGAAUUGCGAGCCCAUUCCCGAGGAGUACAUGAGACCGGAUAGUAUUUGGUCUAUCAGUGCCCUACUGUUCUCGUGGACGGGUAUAUUCAUCACGUUAUUCGUCAUAUUUGUGUUCAUCAAAUACAACGACACGCCAGUAGUGCGGGCGUCGGGACGGGAGUUGUGUUUCGUACUGUUGGCCGGAAUACUCAUGUGCUAUGGAAUGACAUUCAUUUUGGUGCAAAAGCCGUCGGACUUCCUCUGCGGCGCCCAGAAGGCGGGCAUUGGUUUCUGUUUCGCUGUCGUCUACAGCGCUAUCCUCACCAAAACCAACCGAAUCUCCAGAAUCUUCAAAGCGGGCAAACAGUCGGCCCGAAGACCCAGUUUUAUAAGCCCUAAGUCACAGCUCCUCAUAUGCGGCGGACUCUCAAUCAUUCAGAUCUUCAUAGUUGUCGUGUGGUUAGCCUUCUCUCCGCCAAAAGCCAUUCACUUUUAUCCCACCCGAGAGGACAACCAUUUGGUUUGCGAGGCGUCUAUUAAUGCCGGAUAUUUUGUUGCAUUCCUUUACCCCAUCUUUCUUAUUGUGGUGUGUACGGUGUACGCGGUGUUGACCCGCAAAAUACCCGAAGCUUUCAAUGAGUCGAAAUACAUUGGGUUCACGAUGUAUACGACAUGUAUAAUAUGGUUGGCAUUCGUUCCCAUUUACUUCACCAGCUCUCAGAGCAAUCACAUCGCUCUCAAUCUGACCACAAUGUCUGUGUCCAUAUCGUUGAGCGCAACGGUCACCCUGCUAUGUCUGUUCACACCCAAGGUCUACAUCAUAAUACUGCAUCCCGAGAAAAAUGUCAGGCAGUCCAUGAUGCCUCAGAAUAAAUACGGAACCGUUAGAAACAACACUCAGAUGACGGCCACCGCCACACUGGCCACCACCUCAUCCAUACGGGUCGAGUCGGCCACACAGUCCGAUGAAUACGAAAUGAGCGAAAAGCUGAAUACCAGAUGUACGACCAGUUGUGGGAACGGUAGUGCCACCAAAGUCAGUGUCGGCACACAAACCAAUUGUAAUGGUAAUGGAUGUUUGGGAUCAACUAAUAUCGAGUUAGUUAUUAACAGUUGGGAUAAAGACAUUCAAUUAUAG